Benincasa hispida (wax gourd) is the source of this 561-nucleotide messenger RNA. Lineage: Eukaryota; Viridiplantae; Streptophyta; Magnoliopsida; Cucurbitales; Cucurbitaceae. The record is from RefSeq and is a predicted model, not a curated record.
AUGGGGCAGAGCUCAAAAAGCACCCCACUCCCAACAUUGUCCUUUGAAAGUGAAAAGAAGAGAAGGGACGAUAAGGAGGUGUUUGGGAGUAUACUUAGCAACAUGGAGAAAGAAGGAGGACUGCUUGAAGCUGGGGUUGUGAACCAGCCACUACCUUCGAAGGAGGAGAUAGAGGAAGCAUCAAGGAUAAGUGCUCUGGAAAUCUUGGAUCCUAAGGAAACUGCUAAUGCAGAAUCCUAUGAGGCACCCAUCAGGGUCGCUUUGGAAGAAGCAGUGGCGGAGAAACAGCUUGAAGUGGCUGAAGAGAAGAAGAAGAAGAGGAAGAUCAAAGAGAAGAGAGAUAAAGGAGAUGAGAAAGCCCAUCCAAUCAAGAAAAAGGAAAGAAGAAUGGAUGAGAAGAUGGAACGUAGGCGAGAGAAGAUGCGCCUGAAGAAUGAGGAAGAGAGGAGAAAGAGGGCUGAGAUCCCAAAAUUAGAUGGAGAAUCCACCUCUGUAAGGGGUGAUAAGGGAGAGUCAGCGAAACUAAGAGAAUCAGCACAACCCGAGGAGGAAACAAUGUAA